Molecule: messenger RNA, 900 nt
Organism: Bradysia coprophila
Lineage: Eukaryota; Metazoa; Arthropoda; Insecta; Diptera; Sciaridae
Source: RefSeq, a predicted model, not a curated record
CGCAAGACUAACCACAUAAUCGACAGUUAUUUUCAUUAAAAUUGUUUCUUUUCUAUUACCCUUCCUACCUACCAAUGGUAUGAUGAAUAAAUUGAAAAUAUUCAUCGCGUUGAGUUUUAUUCAUUUCACUUCUACGGUGACCGUGGUGGGAAGCGUUCUAAAAUCUAAGCCUUCCGCAGUUUCUUGUCGAGCUUUACCGAACGAAGAAUACGCAUUGGAUCCAUACCGUUGCCAAGAGACUUGUGAUAAGUAUGGUGAUCCGAGUUGUCCCGAUUACGCUCCAGAUGGUGACUGUUAUUGUAGAACUGGAUACCUACGACUGGAAGCUGACGGGAAAUGUGUGCCGAUGGCUAGUCCAGAAUGUAGAGCAAAAAUGCCUCCAACCAAAGAAAUGUGUGUCAACCGGAAUGAAGAAUUUCGAGAGUAUUUGUACGAUGAACCAUGUCCAAACACAUGCGAUAACGUUAAGGUGCCUUGCCACUUCCAACCACCCAAUGUGAUGGUAUGGAGUCCGCAUUGUGUGUGCAAAGAUGGAUAUUCCAGAUUACCGAACGGGAAUUGCGUACCCACAAGUGAACCAGAGUGCGAGGAGUUGUGGCAACCGUCAGUAGAGCAAUGUAAACGGAGGGGGAAUGAAAUUUUUGAUUGGCGGUCGGCUUGUCAAACAACUUGCGAAGAGAUCAUAACCAAUGAACAAGUAAGGUGUACGUCGGAUGUAGUCAUAGAUUGUUUUUGUCCGGAUGGAUUGGUACGUCUCGUUAAGGAUGGUGAAUGUGUUGAUGUAGACGAAUGUUUCCCAGUUAAGAUAAGACAGAGAUCCAUAAGAGGUAUAUUCUUACCGGGCCGUUCCUUUCAAUAAAAUAUACCAGCCAUUCUAACUAAUAAGAAAAUUUAUUUAAC